This is a messenger RNA of Neurospora crassa OR74A, 2993 nucleotides long. RefSeq lists its product as hypothetical. NCBI's taxonomy places the organism in Eukaryota, Fungi, Ascomycota, Sordariomycetes, Sordariales, Sordariaceae. The record is from RefSeq and is a predicted model, not a curated record. The transcript is spliced from 5 exons. Gene Ontology annotation, molecular function: transmembrane transporter activity. Bases 1118 to 2329 code for a protein of 403 amino acids. Gene Ontology annotation, biological process: transport.
CGUCAUUAUAGUGGAGUUCCCCAUCGUUAUGUCCAUACAUAUCGUGACUGCCUUUGUUUCCACUGCGACUCAGCCGAGAGAAAUGGUCCAACGGCGAAAGGCGCCCGAAGACUGCCGGACCGGGACCCAGCAAGCGGUCACGAUGCGUGGAAGUACCCGCCAUAGCUCCAUUUCCCGUAGCAUCGUGACUCCGAACCCCCGGUCUGGAAUUCCGUCUCUGCAACAACUCCAACUUUCCACUUCCUCCUCUUCUCUCUCCAAUUGCACUCCCACACCACCAGCUAUUGCACGCCUCUGUACACUCCGAGUACCUGUACACUCGUGCCGUCACAAGCCACCAUCAGUUCCAACAGCAGUCCCGACGGAACAGUGCAUUGCUAGCACACACACACCUCACCACUGCAUUCAUCGUCGAACCCCGCAACCAACCCGGGCAAGCUUCACACUCGCACGACAACUUUAAGUGCACUGCAUUGCACCCAGAGACAGUCGCGGUUCCAAGCCUACGCUACCCGGUCACCUCGAGCUCCAAUCUCUCCAGCUUCCUGUGUUCCAGUCACACAGCGUCAACUAGCUACCCUUCAACUUCCCACUCGACGGGAGGUACCUUACGAUAAGCAAACCGGCAUCGCCUGCCGUCUGUCGCUUGUCGCCGUCCAUCGGUCAACUGUCAUCCGACUAGGGAAUAGGGACGCCCUCGGCACCAACCAAUCCCUAUUCCCCUUCCCCUCUUCGUCGAUCAGGCCUCCGGCCCUUGAAUCCUGCCUCAAACUUGUACAUUCGCCUUCUCUCCGACUCGUUCCACCAUCAGAAAAAGCUCAAUAGUUGCGCGGGACCACCCAUUGAGAGCUACAUAGGGGAAGGGACACCGGUUUCUCACCAGACCGAGAAGCACGCGCGGGGUGGGGUGUCUUUGACGGACCUUCGCCAGCCAGCAUAACGGCGUUUUGCAACUGUGCCCAGGACUUUGGUCUCGAUCGACGAGACCACUGUCUAGCCGGACGGGCCUCUUCCGAGUUGAUCCCCGGCAAAGGGCAGUCCCCCGUUUUGCAGAUCAUAUACGAGAUUAGAGCUACGACAAGGGGCGACUUCGCGCGCCACGAGAUUAUCAACAAGUAUGCGCGCGACAGCAACCCUUCCAGCUGCCGAUAACGCCCUCCUCGACGACAGCAGUAUAUCGAACAAUGGCCCAACCGCUGGCCACCGUCGCCUUGCACCAUCAUUUCCCAUCAUGUCGCAACAGAGCAACAGCCAGGAGAACAGUACAUCGCUGAAAGGGAGCUCUAAAGAUGGCUCAAAUGGGGGAACCAGCACGAGCACGAGCAGCCUUACAAAUGCCGGUCCUAGCAGCGAUGGGCAGUUUUGGAACAGCACACAACGACUGGCGAAAAAAUACCGCACCGAGGUUGCCGCUUCGGCCUCGAGCGUGCUGUCCACCAUGUCCACGUUCCCCCUUGAUAGCGUCAAGACACGGAUGCAGACGUACAAAUAUGCCGGAUUUGUCGAUUGUGUCAAGCAGACAUAUCACACCGAGAGGCUCAGGGGCUUCUUUCGAGGCGUCACGGCCCCGAUGCUCAGCAUAACUGCGGUACGGACUGUGUCGUUUUCCAUCUAUCAGCGCUCCAAAUACGCAUAUAGUGACUGGGUCAAACGCAACUUUGGCUUUGAUGUCAUGAGCCAUGUCGCCUCCCACGGGUCGUUGCCCAAUUUCUGGACUGUUGCCACCUUUGGCGCCGCUGGCGCAACGGCCGGAUCGUGCAUAACUUUGAUAGCUUGCCCAUUCGAGUUGACUAAGCUCAGCGCGCAAGUUUCAGUUUUGAUGGCAGACAAGAAGAAUUGCCUAAAACCGGGAAGCCAUGCCAUUGCUGCGAGUUACCAAAACAAGGGAACUCUGAAGACAAUGGGAAACAUUGUGAAGCACAGAGGGCUGGGCGGUCUUUACACAGGAUUCGGCUUGCAUUUGACCCGAGAUACCCUCGGUACCGCCAUGUACUUCAUUACUUACGAAAGCAGCAAACAGCUGCUUACUACUUUUGGCGGGGCUGGCACCCAUAACAACCCCUUCGCAGUGUUGAUCGCCGGUGGCAUGUGCGGAAUAGUCUCUUGGGCGUUAAUCUACCCGGUCGACUCAGCCAAGAGCAUUUAUCAACGCAACUCGCUCAUGUAUUCCAAGGGCGAAAAGGUCGAGCCCGUCAAGAUCCGUUUCUUCCAGCGCAACAUGUAUCGCGGUCUUGGUGUAUCAAUGGCCCGGUCUUGUGCUGUUAACGCCGUCUUCUUCUCGUCGUUCGAAUUCCUGAAGAAACGCAUUAAGGCCAUGGAAGACCAUUAGCAUCGUCGCUACACAUCCCAGAAAAAAAGAACCGGUCACCAUCGGCGAAUGGUAUCUGUCGGGUUUUGUGCAACAGCAACCAUUCUUUAGAGGUGCAUAGUGCUGGGUUAUGCGUCACAACAUUCAGUACCGUGAGCAGUUGGGAGACUACGCAUCAUUUGAAUGGCGCAGUGUAUACGGGGAGAUAUUUCAGGGUAACACGUAUAAAUCAUGUCUGCGUAUCGGCAUUGCGAAACAGAGUCGCAUACAGCAGGUACGCAAGAGAUGUCUGGCGAGGGAUAACAUCUCGGCUGAUCUGCAUCGAGGAGGAAGUUCAUAUUAUUUGGUUUUAUCUCAGAGGAUCUACCUCAGGGAAAGGAGAUGGUGCAUACGACAGCGACAAGCUUGUCUGGAACGGCGUUUAUUUUUUACGGUUCAGUUGAAGUAAAGUGUUCGGGCGUAUCUCCCACUCAGCACACUUGGGAGAGGUGUGUAGUUGAUCGGUCCUGUUUGUGAAACAUACUUUAGGGAAAGGACCUUGGGACAUCGUAGCGAGUGCAAUUAGAGCGAUCAAACACCAAAGAAAAUAUCCUGGCUGUAGCUGGGUAUUGCGAUUGUGUCUGUCUAUUUGUACGAUGUCACAGAGCUACGAAGUUUGUGUCGAUGGUACAGCUGCUAAAGAAAC